GCGACAGCUGCCUGCUUUCAUUACAAAUCAAUUGAAUCUCAAACAAGGAAUCAACUCGGAGAGCAAGUUUUAAAAAUGGAUUGUCCAAGUAAGAUCACAAAAAUGAGGCUUAAACGAUGCGAAAGCACACCGACCGCUGACGCUAGAUCCCUCUCAAAGAUCAGUUGUAAAAUCGGGGAUCAUUUUGAAAAUGCCUACAUAAACACCGGCAGUUCCAUAAGCAUUGCCAGUACGGAUCUAUACAGGAAAUUGGUGGCUGACAAGUGUACAUUCACGGAUGGAACGGGCACCUUACAUUUGAUCGAUGAAACGAUUCAGAAUCAAGAGUACCGUGUCACGACCACAACUGUUAAAGUAAUCGGCAAAUGCAAAACGAUCAAUUUGGUAACGUUUCCGGAUCAUUUCGCUCAGCGCACAAUCCUCGGCAUGGACUUUCUCACUACAAAGUCGAGCACGAAGUCAAAAGAUGAUGCGGUAUUUCGGGUUCCAGAACAGCCAGCCCCUAAAUCAGUUCCUAUACCUUCGGUAGAAAUAGACAACGAAAAUCAGCCACCGGUUACUUUGCUGGAUUGGAUUUUAAACAGUAACAACUUGUUGAAGAAGCCAUUGUACAAUAUUUUGGCUGAUGGAACUGCUGACGACGAUGAUCUUUUCGCUAUUUGCACAUUUAUGAAACGUAUGCCAAGAAUGGUGUCUCCAAUAAGAAGUCUUGAAGAUUUGUCCUGUUGCAUGGAGAAACAGGUCAAUACUGAAUUUAAGGAGACUUCAUUCGAUAGAGCUCCUGAUUCAGCUCCACAUCCAUUAAUAAAACAGUCAACUACAACAAAGCCGCCAACACCAUUUUUGGACAAAGCGAACGAUAAGGCUGUAAGUUCACCCACGAAUCAUGAUACAACACCAUUGAAAACGUCGAUACCGUCGACAGUACCAUUGGAUAAACCGAAAGAAAAGUGCUACAGUACAACAUCGAUGAGUCAGACAACUAUGUUGAAGACGUCAACACCGGAAACAGCAUCACUGGAACCUACGAAAGUCACAGGCUCACCGUCAUCAUUGUCACAGAAUGAGACAAUUCAAUCGAAGACUUUGGCACAGUCAACGAAAUCAUUGGGCAAAGCUGACGAAAAGGUUAUUAGUUCAUCAUCGAAGAAUGAGAUCAAAACGACGAAGGUGCCAACACCCUCAUUGGAGAAAGAUAUGGAUCGAAAUCUUCAGAUGAAUCAAUGUUAUAGUCAACGUUAUCCAAGUUCAUCGUCGAAGGGUCAGACCAGUAUACCGAAGACGUCUACACCACCAGCAACACCAUUGGAAAGAGCGAAAAAAACAGUGAUAAAUCCAUCGUCGAAUAAUCAAAACAGUACACCGAGAAUGUCAACCACUACAUUUGAAAAAGAGAAGGAAGAGAACGUCAGUUCAUCGAUGAAAGAUCAAAGCAUUACACCGAGAACGUCUUUAACAUCGUUGGAGAAAGAGAGGGAAAAGAUCUUAAGUCUAUUAUCGAAGACUCAAACCACUACACCGAGAACUUCUAAGCCAACGUCUACGGAAAAAGCGAAAGAAAAUACCAUAAGUUCAUUAUCGAAGAAUCAAAGCGUCACAUCGAGGACGUCAGGACCAUCAACAACAUCAUCGAACAAUCAUACCCUCACAUCGAGGCUGUCAACACCGUCAACAACGGUAUCGUACAAAGCGAAAGAAAAGAUCAUGAGUUCAUCAUCGAGGAAUCAAACUGCCACAUACAGGCCGUCAACAUCGUCAUUGGACAGAACGAAGGAGAGGGUCAGGAGUUCUUCAUCCAAGAAUCUGGCAACUUCAUCGAGGACACCGUCAACAUUGGACAGAGAUAAGGAAAAUGUCGCAAGAUCUGCUAAUAAAGUCAAUACCUAUCACCAAGUCCCGCCACCAAAAUUUUAGAGACCUGAAUGACUUGACGUGGGCAACAGUUCAUCGAGAAAUUAUUUUUUUUAAACUUGAAAUUUACAUAUGGACCAGUGAAUGUGAAUAAAGGCGGUCCAGUUCCACUGGAAAAUGGUC
This is a messenger RNA of Bradysia coprophila, 2034 nucleotides long. RefSeq lists its product as uncharacterized. Lineage: Eukaryota; Metazoa; Arthropoda; Insecta; Diptera; Sciaridae. The record is from RefSeq and is a predicted model, not a curated record.